GGUUGACUCAGAGUACGUUAGGCCUACAUGAUCACAAGAGCCUUUGGGUUAUCCUCUGUGCAGCUCUGCAUACACCUUGACCAGGUUCUGUACAUUUAUCAACCAAGUUGUACGACAAUGUAAAGCCAGACUACAUGUACACAGACUCGUGAGCGUUUGGGGUUGCAACUUCAACCAUUGAAACUUACAGUACCGUACCUGUUUUAAACAUUGUCAGCAACUUUUCCGAUAAUGUGAUUCUGGCUCUGCACCCAUAGAAACAGUGUAGCCAGGUUUGGAGUAUCGGUAACAAGAUAACGCACAGAGACAUUUAUUGUGAAGCAUUAGGCGCAAUCAGGACAUCCACCAUGGCGUACAGACAACCCCCACCGCCCCUCCAUGACGAGCAGAUACAGGCCGCGAUGAGCAUGGCCGCCACCGUGAAGGGGCGUCUCCCGCCCCAUGGCGUGUCCCCCAGAGAAGGUGGUCACAUGACGGAUCAGAGGGCCAAAGCAGUGCUGAAGGAAGCAGUGGAUGCCGUUGUCAACAGUUUCGCAAAACACACCCAAGGAUACGGACGAGUAAAUGUAGUCGAAGCCUUGCAAGAAUUCUGGCAGAUGAAGGCCACCAGAGGAACCGAGUUAAAGAAUGGCCCGAUCGUUGUCUACGAGUCCGUCCCCUCGUCCAGUGCACCAUACGUCUGUUUUGUGACCCUCCCAGGUGGGAGCUGUUUUGCUAGUUUUCAGGAUUGCCCAACCAAGGCUGAGGCCAGACGGAGUGCCGCUAAGAUUGCCCUGAUGAACUCUGUCUUCAAUGAGCACCCGACCAGGAAGAUAACUGACAAGUUCAUACAGCAGGCGGUGGCUGAUGCUAAGAAAUCAUUUGAGGGGCCUAUUGAAGAUGAGCAAGAUCCUAGUACCAGUCUCGGUGCCUUCCGCUUCAUGUUAGAAGCCAAUCGCGGGAAGUCCAUGCUAGAGUUCCAAGAACUGAUGACCGUGUUCCAACUCCUGCACUGGAACGGCAGUCUGAAAGCAAUGCGAGAGCGCGACUGCUCGCGACAGGAGGUCCUCGCCCACUACUCCCACCGUGCUUUGGACGACGAUAUGCGGUCGCAGAUGGCGCUGGACUGGAUUUCGCGAGAGCAGGAGAUGGCGAACAUCAUCGCCCGGGAGCUGGCAGUCGCGGACGAGGAGAUCGAGCGGGCAAGGCAUGCUGGGAGAGAGCUGAGGUUCCCGAAAGAGAAAAAAGACAUUCUGAUGUUGGCCUGUAGCCAAAUUGGACCGCUGUAAUAUUCCUGUUCAUGAUAGCUUUUAAAUGCGUGAUUGUAUUGCCUGCCUAAUAUGUGUCCUGCCUUCCAUUGAAAACUGCUAUGGAUUCUUGAUUUGAUUAAUUAUUUUAUGACUUCUAUUUACUAAUGUACAUCAAACACAGUAACAAAGAUAUGCAUGUAGGUAUUUACAUGUAAGAGGCCAACUCAUUAUUCAACAGUUUUGAUGAAUAAAAAGAAAAUAAAACACUACAAAUAAAAGUCAUAAAUUUCUUUGAUACCUUACCUCCGAUUUGGAUAGAAUUUACAUUUCAGUAUUUUUUUUUAUUGUAUCAGUUUGUUGCUGGUAUGAAUUUUACCUUCAAUACUUGUAGUUGGUAAACCAAAGUUAAAACAAAGAUUGAAAGACUGAGUACACUUUUUAAAAGGCUCAUUGCCCUUUUGGCUGCCAGCCCCCCCCCCCUCAAAAAAAAGAAAACCUUGAUAUUUUUAGUACUGUAAGUAUUUUUGUCACAGUACUAAUUAACAUUUAUAUGUACAAGUACUUUCAAGACAUUAUUAAAACAAUGUACAUGCACAAACUUUCUCCAGCUAAACAUACAUUCAAUGAAUAAAAUGAACUUGCCUAUGUAUGAAACAUGACUUUGUUCACUGCACUUUUUAGGAUUGUGACUUAAGAUAUUAAAACAAAAUAUGUUUUGACCUUAUCUCUACACAAACGCACAACUUUUGCAAAUGGGUUUUCUCCUUUCAAGCAAUUUGAACUGCACUGUGGUAUUUGGGGUUGAUUUGGACAAUAAAACAUAAAGCUUGGAUUACUUGUCUUUUGAGCAAUGUUAUCACCCCAUUAUGUUUUAAAUAUAUUUUCAAUAUUUUGAAAACACAUCUCUUAUUUUGGAUACAGAUAAGGAGAAAAAUGUUUAGUACAAUGAACUGUGCUGAACAUAUGCAUGUAGUACUUAAGAUAAAAAACAAUCACUAUGGAUAAUGUGACCAAAUUAUUUUUCACUUUCGUAUUCCAAGUUGUGAGGCGAAAUUCAAGAAGCUUAUUAUUAAACAAUUUUUAUUGUAUUCAUAACUGGUUCCUGAGACUCACUAAGUUGAAGGAAUGGCAUAGAUUUUUUUCUACUUCCAUCAAAGUGCAUGUACUAUAUGGGUCGUAGCCUUAGGUGAAUCUUACUGCGCUAUAAACGCCAUUCUUUAUACAUAUAUUAUUUGGGAUUGCACAAGAGAACAUGGACAUUAUAAUCAGAUUUGGCCAGUGACAUUGGAGGAAAUGUUAGGAAUGAAGAUGGUUGUGGGAGCUACUUCACUGCAUCAUAAGUGAAAUUUUUAUCAUUUUCAAAAUAUGUAUUCAAGAAGCAAGCUUUGAUUAUGUCAGCAAACUAUACGAUAAGAAAAAAAAAUGGCAUGCUUAAUACCUGUUAUUUACUCAUUGAAAUUCUGUUUCUGUUUAUGGUAACUCCGGUAGGAACUUGGGAGGACAGCUUUUUGCUGGUAAAUGCCAAGCUGGUAUAUAAUCAAUUACCUAGGAAACAUUUUACGUCUAGGUUUAUCAGUCAUAGUGGCUGACGUUAUAGAUGACAGAUAUCACUCUCGGGUCUUUUUAUCAAAGUGGAGACAAUGACAGAGUGGGGAUUUGAACUCACAACCUUGCGAUUAUGAGUCCAAUGCUCUAACCACUGGACCACUCCAUCAUUUGUCAUUACGAUUUGCUUUGUUAGGUGCAUACGAAUUGUCAUGUUGAUCUGUAUGUGAAUUCAAGUCAAAACAUUUAUGUUAAAUUGAAGGUUGUGGAGCUUGAAUGUUGAUACAUUGGCCCCAUCUCAUAAAGAGAUACGAUUGAUCCGAUCAUCUUAAACUAUAUGGAAAUCCAACAAUAUCAUAAUUGAAAGUUGUGGAGCUUGAAUGUUAAUACAUGGGCCCCGUCUCAUAAAGACUUACAAUUGAUCUGAUCAUCUUAAACUAUAUGGAAAUCCAACAAUGUCAUAAUUUUUCUCCAGAAAAUUUGCAUGAUUGCCUUUGUAAGCAAAGAGAAGCAUAUUGAAUUUUAUUAAAAGAAAAAAUGAAUGUAUGAUUAUACAUCACAUCUAGAAAAUAUUUUGAACAAACGUGCAUUUUAGAUGUUGAUGUUGCUGGCUUUUCAUAGUUGUAGUUGAUCGGAUUAACCGUAACUCUUUGUAAGACAGGCCCCGUGGGCCCCGUUGUACAAAGAGUUACGAUUGAUCCAAUCAAUCGUAACUAUGGAAAGCCAGCAAAGUCAACAUAUGAAAUGCAUGUUUGUUCAAAAAAAAUUCUAGAUAUGACUCCAUAUCCAUAAAUUCAUUGAUUUCUUGACAAUUUGGGGUGUUCUCCUUUGAUUACAAAGGACAUUUUGCAAAUUUCCUGUAGAAAAAAUUAUAACACUGAUGGAUUUCCAUAGAGUUACGAUUGAUAUAUACAUUGCAGCAUAAUGAUACUGUAGGAUAUUACUACAUGUAAGAUGUGUAUUGCAAUAUCACCUUCCAUUUCCCAUGAACCUGUAUUCCACCCAGUUUCAUUUUUUCCCCUUCAAAUAUUUAUUACAUGUAGAAUAAGGAUUCUACCACAAGUGCUUUAGAAUAUAAAGUGUUUUUCUUGAACCGUUUUAUUUAGUUAUUUAAUGUUGUGUGUUUCUUCAUAAAAUUGUAAACAACUCUUACAAUUAAAGUUCAUUGUAUGUUAUGAUGAUUUAUUAAUUUCCUAAGUUUGUAAUUAGAUUUAAGCAAUAUACUGUUUUUCAUUUGUAUCGUUUUUAUUUAACAUCAUAAGUUUUUGAAAAUGCAUAAAUUUUAUGAGUGUAUAUUUUAUGUACUGUAUGUUGAGCACACUCAGCAUCCCAUGCCCCAAAAGUUAGAUAUAUAUAUAUUAGGCAAUUAUAGUAACUUUGACCAGGAUUUUGAAAUUAGCAUCACUGAUAAUAGCUGCUACUUCAAUGAUAAUUGCAAUAGUUUCAGUCACAUUCAGUUGACCAGGGCCCCGUCUUACAGUUAAAGGAGAAUGAAACCCUUGAAACCAGCUGAAUCCAUAUCAAAGAGAAAAAUCAAAGAAACAUAUUGUUGAAAGUUUGAGGAAGAUUGAAUGAAUAAUAAGAAAGUUAUGAACAUUUGAAUAUUGAGAUCACUAAUGCCAUGUAGUUCCUCCCAUUGGCAAUGCGACCAAGAUCUGUGAUGUCACACUCGUACAACUCCCUCAUUACUUGAGUACUUAUUUCACUUAUAUUCUCACUUUUAUAGAGUCUAUCACAAGGUGAGGUGUUCUCUUUAUGAGAGGGCAAGUACAGAGGUUUCACAACAUUAUAUCAUUGAUGAAUUGUUUGUCAUAUGAUUAGAAUGAGCAAAAAGAGAUGUUUUGGGGUAUAUUUUCAGUGUCAAAAAGGGGAGAGUUGUUCAUCUGUGACAUCAUAGAUCUUGGUCGCAUUGCCAAUGGGAGGAUCUCCAUAGCAUUAGUGAUCUCGACAUUUGAAUGCUCAUAACUCUUCUAUUGCUAGUCCUAUUUUACUCAAACUUUUGUUGAUCUUAUUCUUUGAUUUUUCUGCUUUCACAAAAGCUAACUUGCUCCAAGAGUUUCAUUCUCCUUUAAUGAUUGCAGGAUUAAUGCAAUAUUUACAUUUGUAGCUCUAGGGGACUUUUAAAAAUGUUAAAAAUAGGUUUUUGAUUACUUUUCUCUUUUCUUUGCACCUCACUCAUCAGUAUUCAAGAAAACUGCUGUAUUUUUAAAGGGUGCCAAACUCGAGGAGAAUAUUCCUGCAGAUGUGUGUGGGGUUUUAAUAUGUAUUUAAAGUUAUUUGAUUAAUUUCAAUCCUGUUAUUGACAUUGAAAGUGAUGCUUGUAUUCAGAAAUAUUUUGGACAAUAUUAAUUUUUAAAAGUAAGAUGCAAAUAGAUGAUUAUUGGGUUAAAACCAUCAUUCCAUCACCAAUAAUCAAUAUGUCGCUGUGGUUCAAGGCCUGUGGUAUAUUCAUUGAAUUCGAUGAAGGUAGCGAAGUCACUAACGUUCCCAUUUCACGCGCAUUCAGUGAAUGGCAUAACAGUACUUGAAGUACCACCUUGAUUUAGUAGUGCUACAUGUACAUCACAUGAUAGCAGUAUGAGACAGGAGUCAUUUUACAAUUCAUUCUUACAUUGUGUAGCACUGAGGAAGAUUGAGGUGCCACUCGGCGGACUGUAUACUUCUACUUUUUCAAAUUAGAUUAGUAUAAUGUUAUUCACUCUUUGUCAAUGAUGACUUGACAUGAAGUCAUAUACAGUAUUGUAAAUUCAUUGUUAUACCACACUUCUAUUACAUUUCAUCAAGAUUUUUUUCUCUAUUUAAUUGCCAAAUUUUGUGAAUUUAUAUAUCUUUUCUUGUAUGGUACGUGUGAAGAAACAAUGCUUGUACAUAUCCUGCUUGCCUUUGCUAUAUAAUGUGUACAAAAUUAAGGUUCAUUGGUAUUGUUUCAAAUCAAUAUUUUUCUCUUAAGUUAUUAUAUUCUAACAAAUCUAUAUGUACUAUUUUCUGCUGUAUGAUAUUUGUAUUUUAAGCUUGAGCUUAUUGUAUUCUUUCACUUUGCAUAAUUUUGUGGACCUGGUUACACAAAUAUUUGCUAUUGAUUGCUUUACUGCAGUGGCCAAUCAGGGUCAUUGUUGCAUGAACACUUUGUUCAUAAGGUUCACCAAGAACCAAUCAGAAUGGUACUUUCUUAUUAGCAAUCCAUCACAAAUAUCUGUGUUACCGGGCCAUUGUGUGUGCACAUCAUAUGUUCUCCAUUUGAAUUGGAUUUUAUUAUUUAGCAUUGGAGUGGUUUUGGUGGAAGUACGGUUAUUGUACAGAGAGAAUUAAAACUAAUUUGAAGAAGCUACAA
This is a messenger RNA of Lytechinus pictus (painted urchin), 6105 nucleotides long. Its product is annotated as protein limb expression 1 homolog. The coding region runs from base 348 to 1268 and encodes 306 amino acids. Gene Ontology annotation, biological process: autophagosome maturation. The transcript has 4 exons. The record is from RefSeq and is a predicted model, not a curated record. NCBI's taxonomy places the organism in Eukaryota, Metazoa, Echinodermata, Echinoidea, Temnopleuroida, Toxopneustidae. Gene Ontology annotation, cellular component: cytoplasm.